Molecule: messenger RNA, 1603 nt
Organism: Emiliania huxleyi CCMP1516
Lineage: Eukaryota; Haptophyta; Isochrysidales; Noelaerhabdaceae
Exons: 17
Coding region: 1-1395 (464 amino acids)
Cellular component (GO): cytoplasm
Source: RefSeq, a predicted model, not a curated record
AUGGCUACACUUAGCUCUGCGGAAGUCCCACUAGUCCCAGUGACGGUGCUCACCGGCUUCCUGGGAAGCGGCAAGACCACCCUGCUCAACCACAUCCUCACCGCAAAGCACGGCAAGAAGAUCGCCGUCAUCGAGAAUGAGUUCGGCGACGUUGGCAUUGAUGACAUGCUGCUUCAGAAGAACACGAAGAUGCAGUCGGACGAGGAGAUCAUCGAGAUGAUGAACGGCUGCAUCUGCUGCACCGUCCGGCAGGAGCGGACCGUCGACCUGAUCGUCGUGCUCGAGAAGCUCGCCAAGCGCGUCAAGGCCGGCACGCUCAAGCUCGACGGCGUCAUCAUCGAGACAACAGGCAUGGCCGACCCGGCGCCCGUCGCCCAGACCUUCUUCGUCGACGACAUGGUCAAGGCCUCCUUCAAGCUCGACGGGAUCGUCACCCUCGUCGACGCGAAGCACGUCGAGCAGCACCUCGACGAGGAGAAGCCCGAGGGCGCCGAGAACGAGGCGGUCGAGCAGGUCGCCUUUGCGGACCGGAUCCUGCUCAACAAGACGGACCUCGUCUCGGAGGAGGACCUGCUCCGCGUCGAGAAGCGGCUCAAGUCGAUCAACUCGCAGGCGCCCGUCCAGCGCUGCACCAAGGCGGAGGUGUCGCCCGACUGGGUCCUCGACAUCGGCGCCUUCGACCUGAAGCGCGUCAUCGAGAUGGACCCCGAGUUCCUCAACACCGACGGCGAGCACGAGCACGACACGUCUGUGAGCAGCGUCGCCAUCACCGAGAAUGUGCCGCUCGACUUUGGGCUCGUCCAGGACUGGAUCGGAGGCCUGCUGCAGAACAAGGGCGCGUGGCCCGGCCGGAGGCGGGCGUGCGGCGCGGCCAGGUGCGGUGGGACCGACCUCUACCGGAUGAAGGGCGUGCUCAACGUGCAGCACGCGACGCAAAAGUUCGUCUACCACGCGGUGCACAUGAUCUUCAACGGCGAGUUCGAGGACUGGGAGCCGGACGAGCCCCGCGAGACGAAGCUGGUCUUCAUCGGCAAGAACAUCGACGCCGCCGCCCUCAAGGCGGACUUUGCAGCUUGCGUCGCGUCCGAGGAGAACUUGGCGAAGAAGCGCGACGCGCUCCGCUUCAAGGCUGGCGCCGCACCAGAGAUCCUCUCAGAUCCACCCCAGAGAGUUGGCGACCGGGUGGAGUGCAGCAUGGCCGGCGGCAUGCGCCAGGCGGGCGAGGUUGUGCAGCUCCUGUGGCGCGACGAGGAGAUGGAGCAGGGCCAGGUCUGCCCGUACAAGGUCAAGCUCGACGAGGGCGGCGUCACCUGGGCGCCCGUCGACGAGGACGACUGCAUCCGCAGGGAGGAGGCGGGCGGCAGCUCGAAGAAGCAAAAGACAGCGACGGCGUAGGUUUGCUCGGCACUGGCCCUGGCCCUCCCCGCGCCCCGCUCCUGCGAAGCGCCGCGCGGUGUCUUGCGCCGGGACCGACCGAUGCCCUAGGGCGCCAGAGCAGUGCGUGCAGGGAGACCGUGCUAAACACGCGCUCCUUCAGCUCUCGUGCGAUGCCAUGACGGGCCGACUACCGGCCUGGCUGGGCUCUUAGAGGUUUUUGUCAUAU